AUGAAUUAUUUCCUGAGCUCACAAAGGUCGGAACAACCAUACCCAACCCAACAAAUCAACUUCUCCCAAACUUGCACACAGACGUCAUCGCAACCGUUCUCACAGAGUAUUAGACCGUCACUCCUCAUGGCAAGAAGCCAGCUCGAGCAGAGGCAAAAGGAGAAAGAGAUGAGGAAAAACAAGAAGAAGGAAAUGAUGAGGGCAUUAAUGACGCGGACAACAAACCUCUGCGAAAAACUUGAAAAAAAGAAAGAAAGGCUUCAGAAGCUCCGCGACAAACAGGCAAAACUUGCUGAAGAAGUCCUCUUUUCAUUCAAUGAGCAAAGUGCGAUGCUUGUGAAUUUGUUCGACAGCAAAAUGACGGGUAGUUGGUGUCGCAUUGAAAAAUUCCCGCGAGGAACAAACGCCUUGCGACAAAAUAAGUGA
Messenger RNA from Entamoeba invadens IP1, 426 nucleotides. RefSeq lists its product as hypothetical. The record is from RefSeq and is a predicted model, not a curated record. The transcript has 2 exons. Lineage: Eukaryota; Evosea; Mastigamoebida; Endamoebidae. Bases 1 to 426 code for a protein of 141 amino acids.